AUGCGAGGAGACAAACAAGAAGGAUGCUUUUGCUGUUUAGAAGGAAAGAAUGACGGGAAGAAAAAGCAUUUGAUGUCGUCGUUACUGUUAUCAUCUGAGACCGGAUCGAAUAGAAUCGGAUCGGAUCGGAUCGGAUCGGAGGGUGACAAUUAUGGCGUGACAAAUGAUGUUGAUGAGAAUGGGACGGUACUGAGUGGUCAAAGGCGUGCAGAGGCACAAGUAGCAGCAACAUCAACAACGACAGAAACAACAAUAGCAGCAGCAAUAAUAUCAUUAUCAUCAUCACCGCCAGCAUCAACUUUUGGCACUGCGAUUCAUUCUCCAAUUGUGGCGAAUAUAUUAAAAUCAGUUGAAUUUGGAUCUUAUUCGUCAGGUGUUGCGAUACAUGAAUUGCUCGAACAGUAUCUUGGUGUUGCAUGUCAGCGGGAAAGGAUCAAUGUACAACUAACAUUCAACCGGAAAAGGCAUCCAGAAAUGACGAAGUCAAUUCGUGAAAUGAUUUGGCGUGGUAGGAUGUGUGUUGGAGAUAAUAAAUCUGGGUCGUGUUGUUCACAACUUAAUAUGAUACAAGAUUAUCACGUAGUAUUAGUUGGCUAUAGUAAAUGUGGUAUAGAGAAGACGUUCUUUGCAGGUGGCUUCAACUUUAUUGCUAAGGUUUAUUUCUGGGGUAUUGGUAAUGUGAACGAGCAGUUUGAAAUCCAAUGUGCGGUACCAUUCGUGGAAUCUCACGUUAAGGCAAAAAUGGUAACAUCUCGCAAACCGAUCCGGAUAUCAUCUAUAGAUUUUGUUAACACUCAUCAUUUUUCAUCACCUUUAAUGCAGGCAAAACCGGUGUCCGUACGAUUAGGCAGUAAUUUGCAUGUUGCUAUUGAACCGACCCUCGAAGGGAUGCAAGAAAGAUUACACACAUAUCCGUUACGUUGUUGGAUUACCGUUCCAACAGUUACUGAUACUACUAUCUCUGCUGUUUCUAGCAAACAAUUAGCGAAUUCUGUAGAAUUAGCGCAUAGAUAUUUUAUUAAAGAUGGAUGUCCAUCUGUUGAUGGCAGUUCAGUGUUAGCAUUUUUAGAACAAAAAACGGGUACUGAUCGAUAUGCGGAAUGGACUAAAAUAAAGAUUCCGAUUACUCAUAAUUUAAUUAACCCUUCGUUAUUGAAUGGGUCAGUAAUAUUUGACGAAUCAGUUGAAUACGGGCGCAUUUCGCUUCAUUGCGAUGUGAUUUUUUGUACGGGUCAGAAGUUAAAUGGUUUUCAAAAUACUCCUACGGCACGUUGCUUGUUGCUUCUUUCUUCCAUUUAA
Messenger RNA from Acanthocheilonema viteae, 1299 nucleotides. The record is from the annotation of a GenBank genome assembly. NCBI's taxonomy places the organism in Eukaryota, Metazoa, Nematoda, Chromadorea, Rhabditida, Onchocercidae.